Messenger RNA from Melampsora larici-populina 98AG31, 585 nucleotides. RefSeq lists its product as uncharacterized. The record is from RefSeq and is a predicted model, not a curated record. The annotation marks the transcript as partial. The transcript has 4 exons. Lineage: Eukaryota; Fungi; Basidiomycota; Pucciniomycetes; Pucciniales; Melampsoraceae.
ACAGAUGCCGAUAUCCUUAACUUUGCAUUGACUUUGGAGCAUCUGGAAGGAACCUUCUACGCAGAAGGUUUGGCGAAGUACAACCAAAAUGCUUUCAUCAGCGCUGGAUUCAGUGCAUCGACCCGUCAAUCACUCCAAAAAAUCUCCGAUGAUGAAGCAUCUCACGUCAGUUUCUUGACCUCAGCACUUCAAGCAGCAGGCGCGACCCCCGCCCAGGCCUGUAAAUACAGUUUCCUUUACAGCGAUGUGAAAUCUUUCUUAGCGGUCUCUCAGAACAUUGGUGAUUUUUCGAUAGGUGUAUUGGGCUACUUAGGGGCUGCUGCCUCGAUCAAAAACGGAGGGUACUUGACCGCUGCCGGUUCAAUCCUGACUGUCGAAGCUCAACACAACGCCUUUGUCCGUUUCGUCAAUGGCGAUUCUUCCUUCCCGGCUGCUUUUGAUACACCUCUCGGACCUCGUGGUGUAGUGACAUUGGCCACUCCUUUCUUUGCUAGCUGCCCAGCUGGUUCAGCUCCUGGCCUGAAAGGAUUCCCAGCUCUCAACAUCACCGGAACUCUCACACCAGGUUCCAGCCUUACCAUCUCU